AAUUUAUCCUUUGGAAUUGGUAUGAGCCUAUGAAAGACGAGAUCCGGAAGAUCAAGGAUCAGUUGGCAUACACGAUACGAAGCCUGAAUCUCGGACUGCAAGUCAAUACGCUAGGCAUAGCAACAACGCUUCGCAAUCAUCAGCUUUCCGAAGCAGAAGAAAAGGCGCUCGAACGGUUAUGGCCACCUGAAAAUAGUGCCUAUGACCCAUCUCGCGGCUGUCUUCUUGGCACGAGAAGAAGCGUUUUGCAGAAUGUUGAGGAAUGGGUGCACUCGAAGGUCCACUCUCAGCAAAUCUAUUGGAUCCAUGGCGUUGCAGGAUGCGGGAAAAGCUCAGUAGCAGCGUCCGUGGCAGGUGCACUAGACGGUCAGAAGAUUUUGUCGGGGUCAUUCUUCUGCAAGCGCGAUAUUCCUGAGCGCAGGAGUACAGGGCGACUUCUCCGUUCGUUGGCAUACUUCCUAUCGCGGAGGGUGUCGGCGUUCAGGAAUGCUGUUCUUCAACAAUUGAGGGACGAUCCUAUCGUACUAGACAAGCCUCUCUCACACCAGUUUAACGUACUUCUUGCACAUCCACUAUCGACAGUUCCUCGAGAGGUGGAGUCGGAGGUGAUGGUCGUCAUUAUAAUCGAUGCUCUGGACGAAUGCGAAGAUAGCGAGACCACUGCAGCACAUCUCGCGAACAUUGUCCAAGCCACGCCUUGGCUCAGGCUCAUUGUAACGAGCCGACCAAACCCGCAAAUCAAGGCAAGCAUGCUCCGAAUUGGCAGUGUCGUUCAGGAGUGCGAUCUGUUCGAAGCGACGACCAACAAUGACAUCCUUCGCUUCAUCCGAAACCAAUUCAACACAAACAACGAACUUCCUAACAUCGACCAAUCCCAGAUCGAUUGUCUUGCACGACACGCGUCGGGGCAUUUCAUUUGGAUUGCCACUGUCUUGAAGCACAUCAGCAUAGGGGGAUUCGGGAAGAAAGACCUCUUACAGCAGAUAAUAGACUCGAAUCCUCGUGCAGCUACUUCGGAACAGCACCUUGACGCUGUUUACUUGCGGGUGCUUGAAAACGCCUGCCAAGGGUCGGUAGGUAUUGAGUGUGCGGUCCGUUGGGUCAUCGGACUCAUAUUCGCUGUCUCAAAGAACAGGCCGCUUCCGUCCGAGGCUUUACAUGCCUUUAUACCGUCCCGCCUCGGAGCCACACAUGACGAGCUGGAAACUAUACUCGGGCAUCUUGGAUCAGUACUGUACAAUGAUGCUCAGACUGGUGCUAUACGUGUUUGCCAUCCAUCAUUCCUUGACUUUAUUGGGAGUCAGGAUAGAUCUGGAUGUUUCUCGAUGACGACAGACGAGUUGGAGAAGAAUAUGGUUGAGAAUUGCCUUCGAAUCAUGUUGGAUGGGCUCAAAUUCAACAUAUGCAAUCUGGAGACAUCACAUCUUCCGAACGAAAGUGUAUUGGACCUCACUGAUCGCGUGAAUUGUAAUAUCUCUCAGCAUCUGCAGUAUAGCUGUCUGUAUUGGUUCACUCAUCUGUCCCGAUCACAAAAGGACGGAAGGUGCGAAGAACAAGUGCAGCAGGCAUUGCGCGAAUUUUUAUAUAAAACUUCAUUACUGUACUGGCUAGAGGCCUUAAGCGUCAUGUCGGAGCUUAAGGUAGCAGUAAUUACUCUCAAAGACCUCCGAUAUUCAAAGUGCUUCAAGAAUGAUAAAGAGCUCAAUUCUAUCGCGUUGGAUCUGUACCGAUUCGUGACAGCAUUUCAAGAACCGAUGGCGAUGAGCGCGCCGCAUAUCUACCUUUCGGCACUACUGUGGGCACCAGUCAAAUCGAUGAUUGCAAACCGUUACUGUGGCCGCAAAUUUAAUAUACGGCAAUGCAUAUUGAAAGGAGUAAAUGACCAUUGGCCUACCAGUUUGCACACAAUAACUACACAUUCUCCUGUCGUCGCUGUUGCGUAUUCACCAGACGGACGUCAUAUCGUCUCUGGUUGUUCUGAUAACACUGUUCGGAUAUGGGAUGCUGAGACAGGUGCACAGGUCGGCGCACCACUCGGAGGUCAUCAAGGCUCGGUCAACUCUGUUGCUUAUUCACCAGACGGACGUUAUAUCGUCUCUGGUUCUUUGGACAACACAGUGCGGAUAUGGGAUGCUGAGACGGGUGCACAGGUCGGCCCACCACUCGAAGGUCAUCAAACUCGGUCGAUUCUGUUGCUUAUUCACUAGACGGACGUCAUAUUGCAUCUGGGUCCAAAGACAGGGCAGUGCACAUUCUCCACACCGGGAGCACAAUCUACAGUGACGGCUUUUAUGGGAUGGAAGGAUCUUGUGGAGCGGGAACGCAGUCUCCAAGCGACGACUUGGAAUCAUGUUCUACGAGUGACGCAGAAAAGACGUAUUCUUUAGAUAGGGACGGCGAAGUGUAUGCUACGGAUAUGAAUGGAUUUGUGCGGUUAAACAAAGAAGGUCCUGGAGCAAAAUCAGGGCUGACAAAAUAUUAUAGGAAGCAUCCAUCGAAGGUUCCAGCGGAUGGAUGGAUCCGGACCCCGACGGGCGGCCUAUUAUUGUGGAUUCCGUACGAGUAUCGUAGUGGGAUUUGCGACAUGAGCCAGCACUGCUUUCCGCACAAUGCUCCCGGUCAUCCUGUUAGGCUGGAGUGGUCGAAGUUGUGUCAUGGAGAUACGUGGACUAAAGUUAAAAUAAGUGAUGAAGACUAGUCUCGUACUCUUUGUCUUGGACGGAUGGUAUAUGCUACAUACUUACAGGACCGUAGCAAACAGUGCAUACUUACAGGACUGCA
Molecule: messenger RNA, 2781 nt
Organism: Fomitiporia mediterranea MF3/22
Lineage: Eukaryota; Fungi; Basidiomycota; Agaricomycetes; Hymenochaetales; Hymenochaetaceae
Exons: 5
Coding region: 30-2207 (725 amino acids)
Molecular function (GO): protein binding
Source: RefSeq, a predicted model, not a curated record